Choloepus didactylus (southern two-toed sloth) is the source of this 929-nucleotide messenger RNA. It is a transcript of the gene TYW3, whose product is annotated as tRNA-yW synthesizing protein 3 homolog. The record is from RefSeq and is a predicted model, not a curated record. The coding region runs from base 88 to 861 and encodes 257 amino acids. The transcript has 6 exons. Lineage: Eukaryota; Metazoa; Chordata; Mammalia; Pilosa; Megalonychidae. Gene Ontology annotation, molecular function: tRNA methyltransferase activity. Gene Ontology annotation, cellular component: cytoplasm. Gene Ontology annotation, biological process: tRNA methylation.
GCCACCGUUCCCUUCAAUAUGGCUGCCCCCAAGGGGAGGGGAGGUAAACGUGAAGGUGGAGUGUGCAGGCCCUGAAUUUCUCAUCAUAUGGAUCGCUGCGCAGAGUUCAGGAGAUGGAAAGCGCAGUGUUUGGGCAAAGCGGACCUCAGCCGGAAGGGCAGUGUGGACGAGGACGUGGUAGAGCUUGUACAAUUCCUGAACGCGCGAGAUCAGUUUUUCACCACCAGCUCCUGCGCUGGCCGCAUCCUCCUCCUAGACGGGAGUAUAAAUGGUUUUGAAGUUCAGAAACAAAAUUGUUGCUGGCUACUGGUCACACACAAAUCUUGUGUAAAAGAUGAUGUGAUUUUAGCUCUGAAGAAAGCAACUUCUGAUACCAUUUUGAAAUUUGAACCAUUUGUUCUUCAUGUGCAGUGUCGACAGUUGCAGGAUGCACAGAUUCUGCACACAGUGGCCAUAGAUUCUGGUUUCAGGAACUCUGGCAUAACAGUGGGAAAGAGAGGAAAGACUAUGUUGGCUGUCCGAAGCACACAUGGAUUAGAAGUUCCAUUAAGCCAUAAGGGAAAACUGAUGGUGACAGAGGAAUAUAUUGACUUCUUGGUAAACAUAGCAAAUCAAAAAAUGGAGGAAAACAAGAGGAGAAUUGAAAGGUUUUACAACUGCUUACAACAUGCUUUGGAAAAGGAAACUAUUACUAACUCACAUCCCAAAAUCAAAGAGGAAAAUAACUCAUCAUAUACUCAUAAGAAGAAAAGAAAGCCAGAAAAAGCACAUAGCAAAUGUAUUACUGAAGAAAAUGAUAACAAACUUGAAAAUGAUGAUGAUGACCCAGGAAUCGGUGUUAUUUUCCCUGAAAAUUACUAAGAUUUGGUUCUGAAGGGUCUUGAUGGAAUAAUGUUUCUAGUAGACAUUAUAAACUGCUCUUUAUAAGA